AUGAAUUCACAUAUAUUCGCAAAUGUCUCACCAGAGAAAGAUUACAAGUUGCUGACGGUAGUAACACUCACAACAAUUGCAUCCGGAUUGAUUCCAGCUAUUACUUCCAUUUUGACCGGUAGAGUGUUUGACAUUCUCAGUAAUAUCUCAUUGAAUGACAGGCAAUUUUCUCAUCAAUUGGUAUUACGGUCCAUGAGCGUUAUGAUUUUAGGAGCAGCCAGCUUCCCUGUAAUGUGGAUAUUUAUAACAUCUUGGAUGCAUUUGGGUGAAGUACAAGGGGAUAGGAUAAGAAUUAACAUGUUGGGCUCAUACUUGUCCAAAUCAUGGACUUGGUAUGACGGCAACGGCAAACGGUUAUUGGGUGAGUUUACACAGUUGAGUAGAUGUAUCGAAGAGGUUCGACAGAGCUCGUCCGAAUCUGCGGCAAUAACUUUGCAAAGUUUUGUCAGUGUGUUAUCUUUAAUUGGGACAUCUUUCUACUAUUCGUGGUCUCUUACCCUUAUUAUUCUCUGCAGUACACCAAUAAUCACGGCCAUAGCCAUCUAUUUUGCUAAGUUAACUAACAAAUAUACCGAUUUGGAAAAUAAGGAAACAUCUUAUGCCGCUGAACUACUUACCUGGUCAAUGCGGUUUAACGAUAUGGUCAAAUUUUAUACAGCCCAAAAUGAAGAAAUUUCAAAAUUUGAUACAUCAGUAACAAGAUGCAAUUCUUUGUUCAUCAAAGCAUGUCUAUAUUCUGCUCUUAAUUCAAGCAUUAUUAGGUUCCUAACGCUCUGUAUGUUUGUGCAAGGGUUCUGGUUUGGAGCCACCAUGAUAAGAAGAAAUAAACUGGAUAUAAACGAUGUUAUCACGUGUUUCCAUUCUUGCUUGAUGCUGGGUGCUACCGUAAGCGAGGCAAUGAGCCAAGUGACAGUCAUACAAAAAGGUCAUGUUGCUAAUAAAAAACUCGAAGGAUUUUUGGAGCUUGAAGGUAAAACAAUUAUGCAAGCCGCAUUGAAGUGCCCACCAAAGGGAAACUCCUUAUCAAUAACAUUUAACAAUAUUUCCUUCAAGUACCCAUGUCGCACAAGUAAUUCAGCCGUCGAAAAUGUUUCUUUAAGACUUGAGUCGGGGAAAAUGACCUUCAUUAUUGGUAAAUCAGGCUCUGGAAAGUCAACCUUGGCCAAAUUACUUCUGAGAUUUUAUGAAGAAUACUCUGGGUCAAUAACGGUAGAUAAUAUAUCCAUUUGUGACCUAAAUCAAGAAUGGUUACUAUCGAACAUCACUGUUGUUGAGCAGAACUGCACUUUGUUCAAUGAUACUCUUCGAAAUAAUAUACUUUUGGGUUCUGAAAAUCAGAGUGAGCCGGCAAGAAUGGAAUCAAUCGAGGAACGAGAGAGAAAACUGAGGAAAGCAUGCAACUUUGCACUUCUUAAUGAAAUGUUGGCAGAUCUUACAGACGGCUUGGACACUGUGAUUGGUUCCGGUGGUGUAGAACUGAGCGGAGGUCAACGACAAAGGGUUGCCCUGGCAAGGGCGUUCUUAAGAAACACCCCCAUUAUGAUAUUUGAUGAAUCAGUUUCUGCUUUGGAUGUUGCUCAUCGCAAGCUUUUAAUGAAAGCCAUUCGAUCGUGGCGUCAAGGGAAAACGACCAUUGUUUUAACACAUGAACUGAGCCAAAUAAAUCCCACAGAUUUUAUUUAUAUUAUGGAACAUGGUAGAGUUUGUGAAUAUGGCUAUCAAGAGGAUCUGUUGAAGAGCGAAACGAGCUAUUUUUCAAGGUUUUACCAACAUCAAGCACCAGAGGGGGCUGUUCACGAAUCUUUGCCCAGAUAUGAUACUUUUAGGAAUAGUAUUGUUUCAGACACGAAAACUCCGGUAACUGAUAUUAUUGACAAAGAAGGCAAGACAUGGGUUGAUCAAAACUCAGAGAUCGAAACGCUCAAGGGCUCAUAUUAUAUAUCUGAGAAACUUUCUGGUUCCAGCAAUACUUCUUCACAAUCCGAAAGCGACCUUGAAGAAACCAACGAUGGACGCAAAUCGUUCAAUAAGGAAGACCUUGAAAAGGGGGUAGAUGAACCUAUCAUGAAUUUAAAAAGUAUUGUAAAGUGCAUGGUUAAGGAAGCGCAAUAUAAGGGAGUACUUUGUGUGGGAAUUGUGUUUGCUUUAUGUGCCGGCGCUGCCAAUCCCGUUUUUUCGUAUUCGUUCAGUUAUUUGUUGAAUGGUAUCAUUCCUGUUCAUGGUACGGUGGGUUCGUCAUUUUACCUGUUAAAAUGGUCCCUUAUUGUUCUCAGUGUUGCAAUAAUAGAUGCUUUCUGUACGUUUUCCAAAACGUUUAUUAUGGGGUACUGUAGUGAAUAUUGGAUUAUGGACCUUAGAAAAAAAGUGAUGAGAACUAUCACGUACAACAAAUUCGAAUGGUUCCAACUAGCUGAAAAUAAACCAUCUGAGGUUUCUGCAUUGGCGCUUAAUGAUCUGCGAGACCUGAGAACUCUGGUUACAGAAUUUUUGGCCACUGCAUCCACCUUUUUAGUCGUUUCUACAUGUGGGUUGAUAUGGGCCCUUGUAGCCGGAUGGAAACUAAGUUUGGUGUCAAUAUCAAUGUUCCCGCUGAUUAUUGUGUUCUCUGGUGUCUAUGGUGCAGCAUUGCAAAAAUGUGAGACGGACUACAAAAGUGCCGUUGCACAACUCGAAAACUGUUUAUAUGAGGUUGUGGUAUCCAUGAAGACCAUCAGGUGCUUACAGUUACAGACCCAUUUCCAAAAUAGGUACGAUAGGAGAAAACAGAGAAUGCUUUCACUUGGACGUAGAAGAUCUGUAAUCACAGGAUGCGGCAUCGCCAUAACACACACACUUACUUUGUGUAUACAGGCGAUUCUAUACUAUUACGGUAUCAAACUGGUCAUCGAUGGUAAGUACACUUCAAAAAAGAUGUUUGAAGUGUUCACGUUGAUUUUGUUCACCAUUAUGACUUGCACCAAUCUGAUCAAUCAAAUCCCAGAAGUAACGAGAGGCCAACGAGCCGCCACGUACAUUUAUAGAAUACUCAAAGAGGCCGCUGCUACUAGGGAGCAUCAGGAUAUGCACAAUCGAACACUUCCGAUUUCAAACACCAGUGAAAAGGAUACUAUGGUCCUAGUAAAAGAUUUAACUUUUGCGUACCCUGCGACACCAUCCAAACAUGUUUAUGAACACCUGAAUUUAAAUUUAAAGUCUGAUACCAGUGUAGCCCUUGUCGGUGAGUCAGGUUCUGGGAAGUCCACUAUCAUAUCUCUAUUGACAAAACUUUAUGACGUACCAGAGAAGCAUAUAUAUGUUGACGGUACCGAUUUGUCCGAAUGGGAUACCAACAGUUUAAGGAAUCAGAUAUCCGUGGUAGAGCAGAGUGCCAAUUUAUUGAACGGGACAAUUCGGGAAAAUCUGACAUACGGUCUUCCAGAAGAGGACACCACCGAGGUAGACCUUAUUGGAAUAUUGAAGCUUGUCAGCAUUUACGAUUUUGUCAGUAGGCUGCCCAAUGGAAUUGACACGAUAGUUGAUCGUGAUUUGCUUUCUGGUGGACAAGCACAACGAUUGUGCAUUGCGCGGGCACUGGUGAAACCGCACCGGAUUUUGAUACUUGAUGAAUGCACGUCAGCACUAGACGCACUUAGCACGAAUAUCAUCAUUGAUAUUGUCCGCAAGGGUAUUCCAAAUACGCUGAUUAUAGCAAUUACCCACGACGAACACAUGAUGCGGUCCUGCGAAAGUGUGCUUUUGUUGAAGAACGGGGCCAUUGUCGAACAAGGAAGUUUUGUGGAAUUGAUGCAACAAGAUAGCGAAUUUAAGAAAUGUUUAAACGGUAGGUAA
Messenger RNA from Huiozyma naganishii CBS 8797, 3828 nucleotides. RefSeq names its product ATP-binding cassette a-factor transporter STE6 (gene STE6). Gene Ontology annotation, cellular component: membrane. The record is from RefSeq and is a predicted model, not a curated record. Gene Ontology annotation, biological process: transmembrane transport. NCBI's taxonomy places the organism in Eukaryota, Fungi, Ascomycota, Saccharomycetes, Saccharomycetales, Saccharomycetaceae. Gene Ontology annotation, molecular function: ATP hydrolysis activity; ATP binding; ABC-type oligopeptide transporter activity. Bases 1 to 3828 code for a protein of 1275 amino acids. The transcript has a single exon.